This is a messenger RNA of Schizosaccharomyces octosporus yFS286, 2582 nucleotides long. RefSeq names its product adenylyl cyclase-associated protein Cap1. The record is from RefSeq and is a predicted model, not a curated record. The transcript has 2 exons. Gene Ontology annotation, molecular function: actin binding; adenylate cyclase binding. Gene Ontology annotation, cellular component: cytoplasm. Lineage: Eukaryota; Fungi; Ascomycota; Schizosaccharomycetes; Schizosaccharomycetales; Schizosaccharomycetaceae. Gene Ontology annotation, biological process: regulation of adenylate cyclase activity; cytoskeleton organization. The coding region runs from base 304 to 1947 and encodes 547 amino acids.
CCUGUACUAGUCCUUGUUUUGUUUACUAUUUAAUGACCCAUUUCGUCUCGACAAUCCGAUCCAUUCAACAAAAGUAAACAAAAGUAAAUGGUAAAAAUUACAGGUGGAUUAGAAAAGAAAAGAAAAAAAAAAAACAAAACCACGAAAAGAAAUGUUGAAAAUCAAAAAUCACAUUGUUUUUCCACUAAAAGUAUCAAGGCACAACACAGCAUCUUCUGUUACCUAUGAUGGUCUACCCGGCCUACAUGACACUGGCGGCGGUGGACGUACACGUACCCUUUGCCAACGCAUCUUUUUAGAGAGAUGUCUGAUAGCAUUAAUUUUCGCGAGGCUGGAUACAAUUUUACUACGAUUCUCAAACGAUUGGAAGCGGCAACCUCUCGUUUGGAGGAUUUAGUAGAAAGCGGCCACCAACCUCUUCCCAAUUUGCACCGAGCUUCCAGAGACAAUAAUUCCCAAACCCAUAACAUAUCGGCGGGAUCCCACAAUGGAACCGGUAACCCUGCCAUCGCUGCUGUCCGUGAACAUUCAUCUCCAAGUGUAUCACAUCGCCAGAGUGCCAGUAACCCGAAACCGGAAUCCUGUUCUCCUUCCAUCGCUGCCUAUGACGAGUUUUGUUCCAAAUACCUCAACGAGUAUGUCCAAUUAAGUAAAAAGCUUGGUGGGCUUGUUCAACAACAAAGUGAACACGUUGAAAAUGCAUUCAAACUCUUGCGUGGUAUCUUGGUUGUUGCCAUGAAGGCAAAGAAGCCCGAAUACGAAUCCCCUGAAUUUUUCGAGUUUUUGAAGCCUAUCCAAUCCGAACUUCUUAGCACAACCAAUAUCCGCGAUGAACACCGUACGGAUCCUUUGUUUAACCAGCUCUCUACCGUCAUGAGUGGUAUUAGCGUUUUAGGCUGGGUCACCAUUGAACCAGCUCCUGUCUCUUUUAUGUCGGAAAUGAAGGAUUCCUCUCAAUUUUACGCAAACCGUGUUUUGAAGGAUUUCAAGGGAAAAGACGAACUUCAAGUUUCUUGGGUUCGUUCUUACCUUACUCUCUUGACAGAACUCGUCAACUACGUCAAGACCCAUUACAAAACCGGCUUGGGCUGGUCUAAUAAACCCGAUGCUCCUCCUUUGAAGGAAGUUAUAAAGAAUGCCGGCGAGAAAGAAUCACAAGAAGAAUCCUCAAGAAAGUCUUCCUCUAGUGGAGCUAGUGGCUUGCCUCCCCCACCACCACCACCUCCUCCGGGAAACGACUUUUGGAAAGACAAGGAAGAGCCCAAGGGUAAUGAAAAGGCCGAUAUGGGCUCCGUCUUUGCUGAAAUCAAUAAAGGAGAAGACAUCACUUCUCACCUUCGUAAAGUCGAUAAACGUGAGAUGACCCAUAAAAACCCUGAAUUACGAAAGACCGGUCCUACACCUGGUCCUAAACCCAAGACUACCUCUUCCGGAGUCAAGGACGAGUUGGCCGUUCCACCCAAGCCAGCAAAGGCUCCUCGAAUUGAGUUGGAAAAUACCAAGUGGUUCGUUGAAAACCAAGUCAAUAAUCAUAGCAUUGUCUUGGAAGGCGUUGAGUUGAAGCACACCGUUCAAGUGAUUGACUGCUCGAACUGUACUCUGAUUAUCAAGGGAAAGCUUAACGCUGUUUCCUUGUCCCACUGCAAGCGUACGAGCGUUGUCGUAGACACUUUGGUUGCCUCAUUUGAAAUCACCAAAUGCAGCAACUUUGGUUGUCAAGUCAUGGAUUAUGUUCCUAUGAUCGUCGUUGACCAAUGCGACGGAGGAGCCGUUUAUUUGAGCAAAAACUCUCUCAGCACAGAGAUUACCACCAGUAACUCUUCCAGUUUGAAUGUCAAUGUUCCUAUUGAAGAGGGAGACUACGCUGAACGCGCUAUUCCCGAACAAAUUAAGCAUAGAAUUAACGAAAAAGGAGAACUCGUUUCCGAAAUCGUUCGUCAUGAGUAAACGAAGGCAUGAAGAAGAAAUUUGGUACGUGAUACAAUCUAUUGUUGGAUGAACCCUCUACAUCUACAUACUUGCUCAAAGGUGUAUAUAGAUACAUCUACAAUCUUUUUAUGAUAGCCAAAAGAACUGAGUUUCGAAUGCCAAUAGGAGGAAGUGUUUCGAAUGAAGAAAUAUCUAUCCAUGACGACCAAAAACCAUGAUUUUAUUAUUCAUCAACAAUAUUUUGUAUGUUUUCUUUUUUACUCUUGAAUUUUUUUUCACGUUUACGAUGAACAGAGCGUUGAAAAGAAAUACGUGUUCUAUGAACUUUUGUCAAUGCCGAUCUUUUUACGACGAAUAAUGUGAAUGAUACUGAUAUAUCUCGAGCUGAAAGUGCUUUGCUUUUAUAUACAGUCGAAAGGAAGAAAUUUGGUUAGUUUGGUUUUCAUGGAAAUAUUUUUUUUCCAACCAUUCGUUCCAUCGUUAUAUACUGUUUGCUAUUCUAAAAGCAAAGAAUUAUUGACUGAAGGUUUUCUUUCUUACUUUUUCUUAUAGAAUGUUCCAAUUUUGUUUUAUAAUAUAGAAUUCUAGUUCUUCAACGUUAGUUUGAUCAUGUAACUUUUUCAACAGUAAACAUUUUUUUCUUUUUCUUUUCC